Penicillium malachiteum is the source of this 1560-nucleotide messenger RNA. Its product is annotated as sugar porter family MFS transporter. Gene Ontology annotation, cellular component: membrane. The record is from RefSeq and is a predicted model, not a curated record. Gene Ontology annotation, biological process: carbohydrate transport; transmembrane transport. NCBI's taxonomy places the organism in Eukaryota, Fungi, Ascomycota, Eurotiomycetes, Eurotiales, Aspergillaceae. The coding region runs from base 1 to 1560 and encodes 519 amino acids. The transcript is spliced from 10 exons. Gene Ontology annotation, molecular function: carbohydrate:proton symporter activity.
AUGUUUCAACCCAGGAGUAGAACGUUGGACAUGAAUAUCAGUGCUGCCACUAGCAUGGGCUUUUUGCUUUUUGGCUAUGAUCAAGGAGUGAUGGGCGACAUUAUCGAUUCAACUUCGUUUGUGAACCAAUUCAACAACCCUUCGGCAUUACAACAAGGACUUAUCACUGGCCUCUAUGAUAUUGGCUGUUUGAUUGGAUCCCUUCUCACUCUAAUAAUUGGCGAGAAGCUAGGGAGAAGAAAGUCCAUUUAUAUUGGCUGCGUCUUCGUCAUUGUCGGGACAAUCCUCCAAGCUACCGCCAGGGUGAUCCCACACCUGAUGGUCGGUCGAGUUGUGACAGGAAUGGGCGUGGGUGUAAUGACAUCAAUUGUUCCCACGUGGCAAUCCGAAGUCCCAGGGGCAGAUAAUCGCGGUGUUUACCUCACAAUUCAAAGUGCCAACAUCAACACCGGCUUUCUCUUAUCGAACUGGAUAACAUUAGGAGCCUCGUAUGCCGCGUCACAAUUCCAGUGGAUUUUCCCUAUUUGUGUGCAGCUGAUAUUAGCAAGUUACCUUCUUGUAAGCGUCCCGUUCCUCGUCGAAUCUCCAAGAUGGGUCGCGAAUCACAAGUCGAUUGAGGAAGCGACGCGAAUCAUUGCUCGUCUCCAGGACCGUGACGAAAAUGACCCAGAAGUGCUUCGAGUCCGCGAUGAGAUUAGUGCGGCACUGGAAGAAGAGGGACAGAGUUCAUGGAGUGAUCUUUUCAAAAACGGAGGCCAGCAAAAUUUCCGCCGUAUGCUCUUGGGAUUUGGUGUUCUCUAUAUGCAGCAACUGACUGGUAUCAACUCGAUCGCAUACUACUUACCCAUCGUUCUCGUUGAAUACCUUCCUGUUAAAGAGAAUAUGGGUCACAUAAUUGCUGCAGUGGCUGCAACUCAAUAUGCAGUGUUCUCAUUCAUGCCAGUCUUAUUCAUUGAGAAGAUUGGUAGACGGACCAUCAUGCUGUGGGGUGCAGUGGCUAUGAUGAUCUUGUCGGCAUUGAUUGCGGUCGGCUUCAAUGUUCCAGGCCAAGGCGGUGCCAUCAUGACAGUUGUGAUGUAUUGUUUAUUCUAUGAUGCCUUUGGAAUGAGCUAUCUGAAUGUUCCAUGGAUGUAUGCACCGGAAAUCAAUUCCUUAAAAAUGCGUUCAAAGGGCGGUGCAGUUGCUUCGGCGUCAAACUGGCUGUUUAAUGGUAUCGUGGUCACCGUAACACCUUCAAGCCUUGCAGCCAUUGGCUGGAAAUAUUAUGUCGUCUGGGCUGUUUUUAACGCAUCGUUCAUACCGAUGGUUUAUUUCCUAUAUCCAGAAACCAAAGGUCUAUCCCUGGAGCAAAUUGAUUAUAUCUUUGAAGGCAAAGGGCAUGGAUGGAGUUGCUUUACUCAAGGUGUUCAAGAAAGUGUGAAAGGAGUGGCAGUGAUUGAAGCCAGUCGAGUGGAUCGUCGGCGACAUGAUAUUGAGAACGCACGAUAUGAUGAUUCAGAUUCAACUAAUGAGAAGGAGGCUCCGACUUCUGUCGGUCUUGAGCAUGUCAACUCUGAUUAG